AUGAACCCAGAAGUUAUUAAAGCAAGCUUAGUGCAUACUUUUCUCAAGCAGCCUCGUUUCUGUAGUUUGCAGGUUGAAGAUAAGACAGUUAAAGGGGGGCUAAAAUGGUUUAAUCUGAAAGAAGUGAACUUAGACAAUUAUCUUAUAGUUCCAAAUCUGGAUAUAAAUAAUAUUGAAUCACCUGAUAAGUUUGUGGAAGAUUACGUCUCCAACCUGAGCAAAACUGGAAUUAAAAUGCCACUGCCAAUGUGGGAUAUCCAUCUCCUCAACCUGAAAACCACUGGUGCUGAAUCCGUCACUGUUUUUCGAGUCCACCACUCCCUCGGUGAUGGAAUUUCGCUUAUGUCUCUUUUCGUUGCUUGUACUCGUAAGAUUUCUAACCCAAACGAACCUCCCACCAUUCCAAUGGUUAAGAAAGUAAAUCCCAGCAAAUCUUCUGAAGGGUUUUGGGGAAAAUUCAUCAAAUUAUGGUUGGCUAUCUUGCUCUUUUGGAACACUCUUGUAGAUGUUUCCAUGUUUAUUGCUACCUCAUUAUCUCUCUUAAAUGAUACUAAAACGCCCCUUAAGGGUCCCUUGAGCCAAUCUCGGCGAUUUGUUCGUAGAUCAACAAUCAAUGAUGUUAUGCUAGCAGUCACUGAAGCAGGCUUAUCUCGUUAUCUCAAUCGAAAAUAUGGUGUGCUUGUAACCUGA
This is a messenger RNA of Pistacia vera, 690 nucleotides long. RefSeq names its product O-acyltransferase WSD1-like. Lineage: Eukaryota; Viridiplantae; Streptophyta; Magnoliopsida; Sapindales; Anacardiaceae. The coding region runs from base 1 to 690 and encodes 229 amino acids. Gene Ontology annotation, biological process: triglyceride biosynthetic process. The record is from RefSeq and is a predicted model, not a curated record. The transcript is spliced from 3 exons. Gene Ontology annotation, molecular function: diacylglycerol O-acyltransferase activity; long-chain-alcohol O-fatty-acyltransferase activity. Gene Ontology annotation, cellular component: plasma membrane.